Molecule: messenger RNA, 1155 nt
Organism: Sorex fumeus (smoky shrew)
Lineage: Eukaryota; Metazoa; Chordata; Mammalia; Eulipotyphla; Soricidae
Gene: GSTO1
Product: glutathione S-transferase omega 1
Exons: 6
Coding region: 65-790 (241 amino acids)
Biological process (GO): glutathione metabolic process; L-ascorbic acid metabolic process
Cellular component (GO): cytoplasm
Molecular function (GO): glutathione transferase activity; glutathione dehydrogenase (ascorbate) activity
Source: RefSeq, a predicted model, not a curated record
UACUUACUUCCUGCAGCGCCCGCCCGCUAACGCCCAGAGCGAGCUCGGACAGCGCCGCGUCGCAAUGUCGGGAGGGUCAGCGCGGAGCUUGGCGAAGGGGAGCGCGGCCCCCGGCCCGGUCGCCCAGGGCCUGAUCCGCGUCUACAGCAUGAGGUUCUGCCCGUUCGCCAAGAGGACGCUCCUGGUCCUGAAGGCCAAGGGGAUCGAGCAUGAGGUCAUCAACAUCAACCUGAAGAACAAGCCUGAGUGGUUCUUUGAGAAGAACCCCUUUGGUCUGGUCCCAGUUCUGGAGACUAGUCAGGGGCAACUCAUCUGUGAAUCUGCCAUCACGUGUGAGUACCUGGACGAGGCCUAUCCCGGAAAGAAGCUAUUUCCAGAUGACCCGUAUGAGAAAGCACGCCAGAAGAUGGUCUUCGAACUAUUUUCUAAGGUGCCACCUUUGAUAGGAAGCAUUGUUCGGAGUAAAACUAAGGAAGAUCGCAUUGGCCCAAAGGAAGAAUUACAGAAAGAAUUUGGCAAGCUAGAGGAGGUUCUGACCAACAAGAAGACAACCUUCUUUGGUGGCAGCUCUAUUUCUAUGAUCGAUUACCUCAUGUGGCCCUGGUUUGAACGACUGGAAGUGCUGGAGCUAAAUGAGUGCUUAGAUCACUCUCCAAAACUCAAGCUCUGGGUGGCAGCCAUGAGGGAGGACCCGGUGGUAUCAGCACUCCUCAUUGACCCACAGACCCUGCGUGGGUUCUUCAAUCUCUACGUGCAGAAUGACCCCCAGUCCUUUGACUACGGGCUCUGAUGGAGGCAGGAGUCAGCAAUGAAGACAUGUCUUCUGUUUCCCUUCAGUACUAUUUAAACAAACAAAAAAAUCUUUAUUCUGCCAAAUGCUCUGACAUCUCACUGAAUCCCUUUCUCUGAUUUGACCUCAUACCAAUUGUGGAGUGUUCUCGGCAGGGAUGUACACACUUCCUAUCUCAGAUGCUGUAGGUUGAGGUCUUGCACCGCCCAUUGUGAACACCCUGUGAAUGAGAGAGAUGGGCCUUCGAUCGAGACUUCUAACCUCUUAGAGGGGAGUUCCAUGUGGAUAACCUGUCUUCCACGGGACAGGUGCAAAAGUUUAGAGUCUGGGUUCAGGGUUAAUAAACGUUCUUUUCUUCCAAUGAG